Messenger RNA from Saccostrea cuccullata (small rock oyster), 371 nucleotides. Its product is annotated as complement C1q tumor necrosis factor-related protein 3-like. The record is from RefSeq and is a predicted model, not a curated record. The annotation marks the transcript as partial. Gene Ontology annotation, molecular function: protein binding. NCBI's taxonomy places the organism in Eukaryota, Metazoa, Mollusca, Bivalvia, Ostreida, Ostreidae. The transcript has a single exon.
GUGUGCAAAAACGACUACUGAUUGAAAAUGUCAACACCACCAUUGCUUCACCUAGCAGCCAUAGAAUUGGCUUUACUGCAGUGACAACGGACCAUCAGAUGCAUAUGGGAAUAGACCAUACUGUUCAUUUCCCUAAAGUCAUUACUAAUGUCGGCAAUAGGUUUGAUCCAUUUACGGGAAUAUUUCGCGCACCUGUUUCCGGUCUAUAUCUCAUCAAUGCAUCCAUUCUCAGCCAUUCUGGUCAGGAAGUUAGAUGUGCAAUAACUAAAAAUGGUGGUGAUAUUGCUAAUAUAUUCAGCGGAGAUAGUACAACGUAUUCUACAGGAGCCAAGUCUGUUCUGCUUGACCUUGUGGCAAACGAUGAGGUCUGG